AUGUCGUACAUGGUAGUCCGCGGCUCGUCCUCCGACUUCUGGCAUCAAAACGAGAAGCUUUUCGACAAAUUAAAGCCGUAUUUUGUCGUCACGUUCGUCAUUCUCGUUCUCGGCGUACCGCUGCUGCUAAUUUUCCAGCCAAUCGAAGCACUCUCGACCGACGUUGCCGCUUCGGAUGCCCCUUCCGACGACGCUUCCUCCUUGAGUUUUGAGGCGACUCGAAGCUCGGGCGACUCUGCUGCCUUCGCAUCCUACCCCGCUGCAUCCUCGUUAGAAGCCGGCGUCAUUAAAGGCGUUAACAUUGCAUGGUCGCUAUGCCGAGCCGAGGCUGCUUAUUGGGCUGAUAUAGACCGUAGGAAGGCAGCUCAUAACGGGGACCAGUGGCCCAUGGAUUCAUACGACCUGCCGCAGCUGCUGCUGUCCGUGCUCAUGCCCACCUACCCCUGCCCGGCAGAGGAACGAGUGGGCGCAUGGGGGGAUGGGGGGAAGGUAAGGAUGGUCCGGCGGGGAGUGAAUGGCUGGGUUCUGUCGGUUACUCCCUACCCCUCUCUGCUAUCGCUGCUGCUGUCCGUGCUCAUGCCCACAUAUCCGUGCCCGGCAGAGGAGCGAGUGGGCGCGUGGGGGGAUGGCGGGAAGGUGAGCGAAUGGCUGGGUUGGGUUCUUUCUGUCACUCCCUACUACCCCCCUCCUCUGCUGUCUUCUCUGCUGCUGUCUGUGCUCAUGCCCACUUAUCCAUGCCCGGCAGAGGAGAGUGGGCGCAUGGGGGGAUGGGGAAAAGGCCAUACCCGGCAGAGGAGAGAGGGUGAGGAGGUGUGUGAAUGGUUGGGUUGGGUCCUUUCGGUCUCUCCCCUUCCCCCCUUCUGCUGUCUCCGCUGCUGUCUGUCUUUGCUCAUGCCCACUAAUCCGUGCCUGGAAGAGGAGCGAGUGGGCGCAUGGGGGAAUGGGGGGAAGGUGAGCAAGGGGAAGGGGGGGAAAGGGGGGUUAGGAGAGGGAGAGGGGGGUGAAGAGAAGGGGUGCGGGAGAGUGGGCGCAUGGGGGGAUGGGGGGAAGGUGAGGAGAGUCUGGGGAGGGGACGAGGGGAAGAUGGGGAGUUGGGGGAACGGGGGGCAGGGGAAGGAUGGGGUUGGGGGAAAGGCCUGUAGUGGGGGUUGCUUUCAUUUGGCUACUUUCUGCUUACCUGAGGGAGACCUACUUGCUACUCGUGCGCUGGUUGAGAGUGUGGGGUGUGGGGAUGGGGGCAGGAGAGGGAAGGUGGCAAAUGUUGAGAGGGAACAGCAACGAGGAGUGCAGUGCAGUUGCUUUGUCCCCUCAACCCCCAUCUUACUGAAAACUUCGGGACCCCCCUUCUCCCCACCACUUCUCGCAUCCCACCUUGCUAUAAUCUGCAAUGGGUGUGCAUGUUGCCACCUAACCCUCUCCCUCCUCUCCCCUCCUUUGCCUUCCUCUGCUCUCUCCUCCCCUUCCUCUCCCUCACCUUGCUCUCCACUGCAGUGGGUGUGCAUGCUGCCACCUAACCCUAUUCCUCUCCCCUCCCCUGCGUUCCCCCCACCUCCCCCCACCUUCCUCCCCUGCCUUUCCCCAACCUCUUCCCACUUUCCUCCCCUCCCUCACCCUAUUAUCCAUUGCAGUGGUGUGGGCAGCAACGAGCAGUACGACUUCGAGCAGGCCAUAGGCGCUGCGCUGCACACCAAGCCAUUCACCUUCGACCCCUUCCUCUCCGCCAACGCCUCCCACCACAUGCUCGCCCUCCCCUUCCUCCACUUCAACCAAAUCGCCAUCGCGGGAGCAGCAAGCCUUGAGAAUUUCCGGGGCCAAAACCCUGGGAUCACUUUUAUGACUCUGCAAGGGGCGAUGGAGAAACUAGGGCAUGGGUAUGUGGAUGUGCUGAAAAUGGACUGUGAGGGGUGUGAGGAGGAGUUUAUCAUGGGGAUGAAGAGGGAGACUGAGGAGUUUGUAGAGAGGAGGAGGAGGGAGGAGGGAGGGGGGUUAACGGAGGAGGAGGAGGGGAAGAGGAGGGGGAGGGGGGAUGCGAAGCUGGUGAUAAACGGAGGGAAUCUGCUGUUUGGACAACUGCUUGUGGAGUUUCACGCCAUGCACAAGCCCCAGCAAUCCCUACCGUACCUGUACGCCAUGGAGGGCAUGGGGUACCGCAUGUUCCACGUGGAGCCCAACCCGCUGUGCUACCCGUGCAUCGAGGUGGCGUUUGUGCACGAAGACCUGGUGGUUCCGCCCCUGAGCCUUGACUGUGCGGGUGUUCUGAGGCGGUCCCAGGCUAUGUUGCCGGGUGGUUGCCUGGAGUGGGGGCAAGGAGUGGCAGCAGCAGUGCUGACGCUGGCAGCAGCGGCGGUGAAUCUGGCAGCAGCAGUGAUAGUAGUGUAG
Molecule: messenger RNA, 2379 nt
Organism: Closterium sp. Naga37s-1
Lineage: Eukaryota; Viridiplantae; Streptophyta; Zygnematophyceae; Desmidiales; Closteriaceae
Source: the annotation of a GenBank genome assembly